AUGAAAGCACCUAUACAAAGCAUUCUCACACCAGUGAGAAAUCAUGCUUUGGCGGGUAUAAGGAGGAAAGGGAAAUUUUCACCUAGUCUAAUUCACCGCAGCUUCAAACAUGAUUCCCAAGGUCUCACAGAUAUAGCUGCAGAGGAUAAUGACUUUAUCCUCUCGAUCCUUCAAGCAUCACCCUCCGUCCGAGAUUCCCGUUCUUACCUAUCCUCAUUUGCUCCUCCUCCUUCAACGACCAAUGACAUUCCUCCUCCCGGAAGUACAUCAAGCGAGACCCAGCCUAAAGAAGAGAACCAACUUGUCAAUUCUCUCCUUAACCCCAUCAUCCGUCGACCUGCACUAGUCAAAAUCCAAGGACCAUUUACGGACGCCCAAUUAGAUUCCAUAUGUAGAGGUAUGGCUUACCUUCAGAAAUUGGGUCUGGUCAGUGUGAUAGUGGUAGACAGAGAUGAUUUACCUCCUAAUGAACCUAAAGACAAAUUCGAAUUACAAAGACAACGUGCGAUUGUCAGACACGAAGUGGAGAGGGUCGUUCAUUUCUUGACUAGACAUCGAGCCAUUGCUAGACCAAUAUUCUCAACUGUAGCUAGAAUUCAUGAAGUGGAUCAGACGGAUCCGAAAGAGAAAGAAAAGAUGAAAGUGGUAAUUGAAGAAGAAGGAUUAGAUCAUGUUAGAAGAGCAGUUCAAGAAGGUGAAAUACCAGUUUUACUCCCUGUAGCAUUGGAUGAAGGAUGUAAAUCAACUAGAAUACAGAGUAAUAGAGUCCUAUUAGCUUUGGCCAAAUCAAUGUCAACAUCAACUUCAACUUCAACAUCAACGGGCAAUUCGAAUUAUGAUUUAACGCCAUUGAGAUUAUUGAUUAUCAAUAAAGAAGGUGGUAUACCAUCAUAUGCAAGACAGGGUUUACCUCAUUUAUCGAUCAACCUUUCAUCCGAAUAUACAUAUAUAAAUCGAACUUUUCAACCUGAAUGGAAAGAAAGUCAUCCAACGGCUUUGGCAAAUUUAAAUCUAGCAAAUGGAUGUUUAGAAUAUAUGCCUAAAGAAUCAUCAGCAUUGAUAGUAUCUCAUCGAUCACCUUCAUCGAUGAUAGCUAAUCUGAUAACCAAUAAACCUAAGCAUUCUGCAUCGCUUCCACAUUCUUUGUUACAAGGUAUAACCAGAGAUACACCUACGAUUAUUAGAAAAGGUUUACCAGUCAGGGUACUUAGAUCGAUGGAAGAAGUGAAUAUACCCAAAUUGACCAAUUUACUGGAAACUAGUUUCAAAAAGAAACUUAACCACGAACAAUUUUACGGAAGAUUGAAAAACGAUUUGGAUUUCGUGAUCGUUGUUGGUGAUUAUGCUGGUGCGGCCAUUGUAACGAUGGAAGGAAGAGAUGACUUGGAAACAAAUAAAGAACCAAUAUGUUAUCUGGAUAAAUUCGCCGUUAAUCCAUUACAUCAAGGUGAUGGUACGGUAGAUUUCCUGUGGGUGGCUUUGAGGGAUGAAACGUAUGGUCUGGGUUUGUUAGAUGCUUCCAAUCCUUCUAUAGGUUCGCUUAGGGGUGUAGGAACGGGAAAGGACUUGGUAUGGAGGAGUCGAUCGGAUAACCCAAUAAACAAGUGGUAUUUCGAAAGAUCCAAUGGAUUCAAGACGACAAAUGAUGGGAAAUGGAAGGUGUUCUGGUGUGAUGCCGAACAGCGUUUGAAGAGUUUAUGGAGAGAAAGGGAGUUUGGUGGCGGAAGGUUGGUCAAGGUCGUGGAAGAUGAAGAGAAAGAGAGAGUGGAGUGGUGGGAAGAUAAAAUUGGGAAAAUACCUUCUGCUUGGAAGUGA
Kwoniella botswanensis is the source of this 1815-nucleotide messenger RNA. RefSeq names its product amino-acid acetyltransferase, mitochondrial. The record is from RefSeq and is a predicted model, not a curated record. NCBI's taxonomy places the organism in Eukaryota, Fungi, Basidiomycota, Tremellomycetes, Tremellales, Cryptococcaceae. Gene Ontology annotation, cellular component: mitochondrial matrix. Gene Ontology annotation, biological process: L-ornithine biosynthetic process; L-arginine biosynthetic process. The transcript has 3 exons. The coding region runs from base 1 to 1815 and encodes 604 amino acids. Gene Ontology annotation, molecular function: L-glutamate N-acetyltransferase activity, acting on acetyl-CoA as donor.